This is a messenger RNA of Enhydra lutris kenyoni (northern sea otter), 5592 nucleotides long. RefSeq names its product tensin 1. The transcript has 32 exons. NCBI's taxonomy places the organism in Eukaryota, Metazoa, Chordata, Mammalia, Carnivora, Mustelidae. Gene Ontology annotation, molecular function: protein binding. The coding region runs from base 219 to 5465 and encodes 1748 amino acids. Gene Ontology annotation, biological process: fibroblast migration. The record is from RefSeq and is a predicted model, not a curated record.
CCCCACCCAGUGGCCCUUCUGUUGGAAAGGUGGCUGCCCCCUGCAUCCCUCCAUCCAGCCAUGAACUGGUGCCCAUCAACACUGAGAGCGCCCCGAAGAAUGUAGCCGACACGGGAGAAGGAGCUUUCCGGGGUGGAAACACACGGAAAAGCCUUGAGGAAGACGGCUCUGCCAGAGUCACCGUGAGUGUCCAGCCCCAUCCUCAGCCUAUCAGAAACAUGAGUGUGAGCCGGGCCAUGGAGGACAGCUGUGAGCUGGACCUAGUGUACGUCACCGAGAGGAUCAUCGCCGUCUCCUUCCCCAGCACGGCCAAUGAGGAGAACUUCCGGAGCAACCUCCGAGAGGUGGCCCAGAUGCUCAAGUCCAAGCAUGGCGGCAGCUACCUGCUUUUCAACCUUUCUGAGCGGAGGCCAGACAUCACAAAGCUCCACGCCAAGGUACUGGAAUUUGGCUGGCCUGACCUUCACACCCCCGCCCUGGAGAAGAUCUGCAGUGUCUGCAAGGCCAUGGACACUUGGCUCAACGCAGACCCUCACAACGUCGUCGUUCUACAUAAUAAGGGAAACCGAGGUAGGAUAGGCGUUGUCAUUGCGGCUUACAUGCACUACAGCAACAUUUCUGCCAGCGCUGAUCAGGCCCUGGACCGGUUUGCCAUGAAGCGGUUCUAUGAGGAUAAGAUUGUGCCCAUUGGCCAGCCAUCCCAGAGAAGGUAUGUGCACUACUUCAGUGGCCUGCUCUCUGGCUCCAUCAAAAUGAACAACAAGCCCUUGUUUCUGCACCAUGUGAUCAUGCACGGCAUCCCCAACUUUGAGUCUAAAGGAGGGUGUCGGCCCUUUCUCCGGAUCUACCAGGCCAUGCAGCCUGUCUACACAUCUGGCAUCUAUAAUGUCCAAGGAGACAGCCAGACCAGCAUCUGCAUCACCAUCGAGCCUGGGCUGCUCUUGAAGGGAGACAUCUUGCUGAAGUGCUACCACAAGAAGUUCCGGAGCCCAGCCCGAGAUGUCAUCUUCCGUGUGCAGUUCCACACCUGUGCCAUCCAUGACCUGGGGGUUGUCUUUGGGAAGGAAGACCUUGAUGAUGCCUUCAAAGAUGAUCGAUUUCCAGAAUAUGGCAAAGUAGAAUUUGUAUUUUCUUAUGGACCAGAGAAAAUUCAAGGCAUGGAACACCUGGAGAACGGGCCGAGUGUGUCUGUGGACUAUAACACCUCUGACCCCCUCAUCCGCUGGGAUUCCUAUGACAACUUCGAUGGGCAUCGAGAGGACGGCAUGGAGGAAGUGGUGGGACACACUCAGGGGCCUCUGGAUGGGAGCCUGUACGCCAAGGUGAAGAAGAAGGACUCCCUGCAUGGCAGCACUGGGGCCGUCAACGCCGUGCGCCCUGCCCUGUCGGCCACCCCCAACCACGUGGAGCACACCCUCUCCGUGAGCAGCGACUCAGGCAACUCCACAGCCUCCACCAAGACAGACAAGACCGAUGAGCCGGCCCCCGGCCCCUCCAGCGCCCCCGCUGCCCUGAGUCCUGAGGAGAAGCGCGAGCUGGACCGCCUGCUCAGUGGCUUCGGCGUCGAGAGAGAGAAGGCAGCUCCCAUGUACCACACGCAGCAUCUCCGGUCCCGCCCCGCAGGGGGCCUGGCUGCUCCCGCUGCCGGCCGCCAUGUCGUCCCAGCCCAGGUUCACGUCAAUGGCGGGACCUUGGCAUCCGAGCGGGAGACGGACAUCCUGGAUGAUGAGUUGCCCAACCAGGACGGGCACAGCGUGGGCAGCAUGGGCACACUGUCCUCCCUGGACGGGGUCACCAACACCAGUGAGGGGGGCUACCCAGAGGCCCUGUCCUCACUGACCAACGGUCUGGACAAGUCUUACCCAGGGGAACCGAUGGUCAAUGGCGGGGGCUACCCCUAUGAGUCCGCCAGCCGAGCGGCGCCUGCCCAUGUCAGCCCCCCUGCCCCUGUGCGGCCCUCCUACUCGGCACAGGAGGGUUUAGCCGGCUACCAGCGGGAGGGGCCCCACCCAGCCUGGCCACAGCCAGUACCCACCUCCCACUAUGGCCUUGACCCCAGCGGUAUGUUCCGCUCCCAGUCCUUUCCGGAGAGCGAGCCCCAGCUGCCCCCAGCUCCAGCCCGCAGUGGCAGCAGCAGGGAGGCUGUGCAGAGGGGUCUGAAUUCCUGGCAGCAGCAGCAGCAGCAGCAGCAGCAGCAGCAGCAGCAGCAGCCUCGUCCCCCUCCUCGCCAGCAGGAGAGAGCCCACCUGGAGAGUCUCGGGCACAGCAGGCCCAGCCCUCAGCCGCUGGCAGAGACCCCCACCCCCGGCCUCCCUGAGUUCCCAAGGGCGGCCUCCCAGCAGGAGAUAGAGCAGUCCAUCGAAGCACUGAACAUGCUGAUGCUGGAUUUGGAGCCCGCCGCGGCAGCUGCCCCCCUGCACAAGUCCCAGAGCGUGCCGGGGGCCUGGCCGGGGGCUUCCCCGCUGUCCUCCCAGCCUCUCUCUGGCUCCCCCUGCCAGCCCCAUCCCCUGACCCAGUCCAGGUCUGGCUACAUCCCCAGUGGGCAUUCCUUGGGAACCCCUGAGCCAGCCCCACGGUCCUCCCUGGCCCUGGAGUCCUUCCCUUCUGGCAGGCCAUACUCACCUUAUGAUUAUCAACCAUGUCCUGCUGGGUCCAGCCUGAGCUUCCGUCCAAAAAGCCCAGCCUCCUCCUCCUCGUCCACCUUCCUUCCAACCACCCAGAGCCCUCCAGGGCCUCAGCAGCCCCCAGUCUCUCUCUCUGGCCUCCCCGCUCAGCCUCAGUUCCCACCAAAGGAGGCAACUUCAGACCCAUCCCGCACUCCAGACGAGGAGCCACUGAACCUGGAGGGGCUGGUAGCCCACCGGGUAGCAGCAUACAACGCCAAGCUGCAGGGCAUGGGACACACCGGCUUCCAGCUGCGUCCUCUCCACCGGCUCCGAUCUUCCUCCCUCUCCGGGGUGCAGGCUCGGGAGAAGCAGCCUGCAGAGCCCCCCGCCCCUCUCCGGAGGCGGGCAGCCAGCGAUGGACAGUAUGAGAACCAGUCUCCAGAACCCGCGUCCCCCCGUAGCCCUGGGGUUCGUUCCCCUGUCCAGUGCGUCUCCCCUGAGCUGGCUCUCACCAUCGCCCUCAAUCCUGGAGGGCGACCCAAAGAGCCCCAUCUGCACAGCUACAAGGAGGCCUUUGAGGAGAUGGAGGGAACCUCCCCGACCAGCCCACCAUCCAGUGGGGUGCGCUCCCCUCCAGGUCUGGCCAAGACACCCCUGUCUGCUCUCGGCCUGAAACCCCACAACCCAGCGGACAUCCUGUUGCACCCUACAGGUGAACCCCGGAGCUAUGUGGAGUCGGUGGUGAGGACAGCAGUGGCUGGACCCCGAGCUCAGGACCCCGAGCCCAAGAGCUUUAGUGCCCCAGCUGCCCAGGCCUAUGGCCAUGAGACGCCCCUGAGGAACGGGACCCUGGGAGGCUCCUUUGUCUCCCCCAGCCCCCUCUCCACCAGCAGCCCCAUCCUCAGCGCUGACAGCACUUCGGUGGGGAGUUUCCCGUCUGGGGAAAGCAGUGACCAGGGCCCCCGGACACCCACCCAGCCUCUGCUGGAUUCGGGCUUCCGUCCCGGGAGCCUGGGCCAGCCCAGCCCUUCGGCUCAGAGAAAUUACCAGAGCUCUUCUCCUCUCCCGCCUGCGGGCAGCAGCUACGGCAGCCCCGACUACUCCCUUCAGCAGUUCGGCUCCCCGGAAGGCCAGGCGCGGUCUCAGUUCACUGUGGCCGGCGUCCACACGGUGCCUGGGAGCCCUCAGGCACGCCACAGGACAGUGGGCACCAACACCCCCCCCAGUCCUGGCUUUGGCCGCCGGGCCAUCAAUCCCAGCCUGGCAGCCCCUGGUAGUCCCAGUCUGAGCCACCGCCAGGUGAUGGGUCCAGCAGGAACUGGUUUCCAUGGCAGCACCGUCUCCAGCCCCCAGGGUAGUGCAGCAACCACUCCGGGAAGCCCCAGCCUGGGCCGGCAUCCCGGGGCCCACCAGGUUCCUGGCCUCCAUGGUGGUGUGGCCACGACUCCAGGAAGCCCCAGUCUGGGCCGGCACCCCGGGGCCCACCAAAGCAGCCUGGCUCCUGGUCUCCAUGGCAACACGAUAGCCAGCCCAGGAAGCCCCAGCAUGGGCCGGCACCUGGGAGGGUCUGGAUCUGUGGUUCCUGGCAGCCCUAGCCUGGACCGGCACGUGGCCUACGGUGGUCACUCCACCCCCGAGGACCCAAGACCCACACUGUCCCGGCAGAGCAGUGCCUCUGGCUACCAGGCUCCCUCCACGCCCUCCUUCCCCGUGUCCCCUGCCUACUACCCGGGCCUGAGCAGCCCUGCCGCCUCCCCGUCGCCGGAUUCAGCAGCCUUCCGUCAAGGGAGCCCCACACCAGCCUUGCCGGAAAAGCGGAGAAUGUCCGUGGGAGACCGCGCGGGCAGCCUCCCCAACUAUGCCACCGUCAAUGGGAAGGUGUCCUCCUCGCCUGUGGCCAGCGGCAUGUCCAGUCCCAGCGGGGGCAGCACUGUCUCUUUCUCCCACACGCUGCCCGACUUCUCCAAGUACUCCAUGCCAGACAACAGUCCUGAGACACGGGCUAAAGUGAAGUUUGUUCAGGACACUUCCAAGUAUUGGUACAAGCCUGAGAUCUCCAGAGAGCAGGCCAUCGCACUCCUCAAGGACCAGGAGCCAGGGGCCUUCAUCAUCCGUGACAGCCACUCCUUCCGAGGGGCCUAUGGGCUGGCCAUGAAGGUGUCUUCUCCCCCUCCGACCAUCAUGCAGCAGAAUAAAAAAGGGGACAUGACCCACGAGCUGGUGAGACAUUUCCUGAUCGAGACCGGCCCCAGAGGAGUCAAGCUCAAGGGGUGCCCCAAUGAGCCAAACUUUGGGUCUCUCUCUGCCCUCGUCUACCAGCAUUCCAUCAUCCCACUGGCUCUGCCCUGUAAGCUGGUCAUUCCAAACCGAGACCCCACAGAUGAGUCGAAAGCUAGCUCGGGCCCUGCCAACUCCACCACUGAUCUGCUGAAGCAAGGGGCAGCCUGCAACGUGCUGUUCGUCAACUCCGUGGACAUGGAGUCGCUCACUGGGCCACAGGCCAUUUCCAAAGCCACUUCUGAGACGCUGGCUGCUGACCCCACACCAGCUGCCACCAUCGUUCACUUCAAAGUUUCUGCCCAGGGAAUCACAUUGACUGACAACCAGAGAAAGCUCUUCUUCAGGCGACACUACCCACUCAACACUGUCACCUUCUGUGACCUGGAUCCUCAGGAGAGAAAGUGGAUGAAAACAGAGGGAGGUGUCCCCGCUAAGCUCUUCGGCUUCGUGGCCCGGAAGCAGGGCAGCACCACCGACAACGCCUGCCACCUCUUCGCUGAGCUUGACCCCAACCAGCCCGCCUCCGCCAUCGUCAACUUCGUCUCCAAGGUCAUGCUGAAUGCCGGCCAGAAGAGAUGAACGCCACCCCUCGCCCAGGGCCAGGGCAGUGGGGAUGGGGCAUGUGGGGAGGGGACCCAUGAAUCCUGACCACCCUUGAAUCCAGAAGGAGGACUUUGGGCCAAUUUUGGAGAAGGAGAGAAGAAAG